Messenger RNA from Callorhinchus milii (elephant shark), 2966 nucleotides. RefSeq names its product establishment of sister chromatid cohesion N-acetyltransferase 2 (gene esco2). Bases 62 to 2368 code for a protein of 768 amino acids. Gene Ontology annotation, molecular function: protein-lysine-acetyltransferase activity. Gene Ontology annotation, biological process: mitotic sister chromatid cohesion. Lineage: Eukaryota; Metazoa; Chordata; Chondrichthyes; Chimaeriformes; Callorhinchidae. Gene Ontology annotation, cellular component: chromatin; nucleus. The record is from RefSeq and is a predicted model, not a curated record. The transcript is spliced from 12 exons.
UGGGUGUGAGGAGGUGGGCAGCCGAAGCCCUGUGUGGCCGCUCAGUUUUGAAGAAGUAAAAAUGUCUAUUGCAAUCACUCCAAUAAAGAGGAAACGUCUGUCCACUGGGGAUGACCGUGCGGAUUAUACCCCUAUCUUCACUGGUGGACUAAUAUCAGAAACUCCAUCAAAGCAAAGAAUCCUCAACUUUGAUGAAGUUGCCUCUCGUUCGACGAAAAAGCGGUCUCCUGAAUUUAGAAGCUUGCCGCUGUUAAGUCAAUUUCAAAAGAAAUAUAAUCCUAAUAAAGAAAAUCAACAAGGCUCUCCUAACAAACCCUCUGUAUCCACAAAGUCUUUCUACAGCAAGACUAAGCAACUGUACCUCACUCCUCUUGAGAGGAAGUUGAUCAAUCUGAGUAAGCCUGCUACACGUGGUGAUCUGAAUGUAGAUGAGCCAAAUAAACUGAAAAAAGCUAAAUCUCCAUUGAAUAAACAAAUUAAAAGAAAGAUAAACCAUAAGACUAGAGCUUCACUGGAUUCAAAAAAUACACCAAUAGAUCAAAGCAGUGUUGAAGAUGAAUUGAAUGAUCCGGAAAGUGCAAAGCCUAAAGUAAAUAAUAAAGUUGAAAGAAAUAUGAACUUGUCAAAUGGUCCUCAUUCUAAAGCUUUGUUGGAUUCAGAAAUUCCUCAUUGGUUGUCAACCAUUUGGAACAGUGAUGAAGAUGAGGUGAAUGAACUGGAAAAUGCAGAACCUCGAAUGAAUAAGAAAGUUGAAAGGAAAGUAAACCAAUCCAGUGGCCAUGUUACAGCUUCAUUGGAUUCAAAAACGUCACCAACAAAUCAAAGCAAAGAUGGUUGUAUCAACACCACCACAAAACUGGCUUUGAAAGAAGAUAUUUGUGAUAAACCUCCUGCCAAGAUGUUUCUUUAUAGUUCAAAAGUAAAUGGCGUUAAGGUACAGCAGAGAUUCCGAAUCCAAAUGGGUGCCGCUUACUUUUCCACAGGGAGAAGAUCCCAUCUUUUUUCUUCAAAAACAAUGGCGGUCGAAUCACUUUCAACACAUUGCAGCACCCAGUUCGAACAAGCGACGAGCAAAACUCAAGGUGAUCUUAAUCUGAAGGAAGUGAAGAAGGAGGUUUCUCAAAUAGUUAAUCAAAGCAUUGGGAAGCGUGAUCUCAAAAACGUGUCAGAGGAUACUCGCAAAAUAGAGAAACUAGAAAUUGGAAACAUCAAUGAAGAUGCUGAGUCUCCGCCCUCCAGCUGGGUUAACUUCGUGAUUAAAAGGGAUGUAAAGUUAAUACUUCAGAGAAUUGAAGUGCUGCAUUUUAUUCAUCCAGGAUUGAUCUCCAAGGAGGUAAAGUCAUUGAAAGCGGAAGAUUUGACAGAAACGUGGUUUGAUCAGUUUCAGGAUUCAGAGUCAAAACAGGAUGAACAAGAAAUAUGGCGUGUUCAGAGACACGAUGUAGAUGAAUCUGAUUUGGAGAUGGAAGACGGGAUUGAUUCUGAGAAAAAUGGAGGCUCAGAACCAGUUUCUGCUGUCUACCCCAUUUUUAGUAAAAGGCAUCAGCUGCCGAAGGAUGAUGCCACUUCUGUUGGGUCCAAGACCCCGUUUGAUACUGUUCCUGCAAUACCGCAUCCAGCAUAUCAACAGAAAAAUAAAAGAAAGAAAGAUAUUGAGAGAGAAUACAAAGAUCAGCUCAUAAUUGAUGCCGGUCAGAAGCACUUUGGGGCUGUUGCCUGCAAAUCCUGUGGUAUGAUUUAUACAGCAGCCAAUCCUGAGGAUGAAAUGCAGCACGUUCAACAUCACCAGAGGUACCUGGAAAGGCUACGAUAUGUGGGAUGGAAGAAGGAACGCGUAGUUGCAGAAUAUCUGGAUGGAAAGAUUAUAUUGGUUCUCCCGGAUGAUCCGAAAUAUGCUCUCAAAAAGGUAGAGGAAUUGCUGGAGUUGGUUGAUAAUGAACUGGGCUAUCAGCAAGCUGCACUGAGCAAUGCCAGCCGAAGCAAAACCUAUAUGUUCAUCUCUAAUGAGAAAAAGAUUGUGGGCUGCCUCAUAGCAGAAAAUAUCAAACAGGCUUUUAGAGUCUUGUCUGACCCUGCAGAACAGAAAAUGUCUAAGACCCAUGAGCUGUUUGAACAUCAACGUGCCUGGUACUGCUCUACGAAGCCAGAGGAGGCUAUCUGUGGCAUAAGCAGAAUCUGGGUUUUCAGUUUGAUGCGAAGAAAAGACAUUGCCAGUCGGAUGGUGGAUACUCUCCGAAAUACUUUCACGUAUGGGACCUGCCUGAGUAAAAAUGAAAUUGCAAUGUCAGACCCAACACCGGAUGGCAAACUUUUUGCAACAAGUUAUUGUGGAACCCCAAAUUUUCUUGUUUAUAACUUUAUUAGUUAGGUUUAAAAGCAAUGUUGAUUCUUGAUUUCCUCUGAUUGUUCCGCUUUGUUUCCAUGCAUUGUAUCUCAACUAAUAUUAAAUAAACUAUUUUAAAUAUAGCAUUUAGUAAUUGAGCUUAAUAACUUCAAUUGAAUACUAGAAAUGUAUUUCUGGUCUUUACUGCAUUGUUAUCUGCCCUAAGUUAAAGUUCAGUGUCUUUAAUUGUUCCUUAAGUUAAUUAUGUUCAACAUCCAUUCAUGAAACUAGUUUCUAAUGUAAUCCUAGGUCAAAUGGACUUGAAUAUACAAAUGAAUGUUUUUUUAAUUCAAUUUUAUAACAAAAUGUAAAACAAGGAAUUAACUUUUUCCUGUGUUGAGGCAAUCCUCCAUUUUCUCCUUUCCCAAAUUCUCUUGAUUGAACGUAUUUGGUUUGAAGACAUUUGUUUUUAUGUGCAAUUUGAACUCAGGAUAGUUGGAUGGAAUUUUACCAAACUGUCAUGAGCUGAAAAACAUUUGACCCAGUACAAGGCAAAAACUGAUGUUUGUAGGUAUAGACUGUCAAAGGUGUUUAAAUAAAGUAUUUGUUUCCCACAAUAAAUCUUUAAUGAUUUAAUGGUUAA